CCCGCAGACAUGCAACCACAGCUGCUUCGUAUAGCCGAAAGCCAGCGCACAGAUUUUGAGAAACGCGUGUGGACAGCGCUCUGCCAGAUUCCUCGCGGACGAGUCACCACAUACGGCUUGCUCUCUGCACAUCUGGGGACAUCGCCGCGAGCCGUGGGCAACGCGCUCCGGCGGAAUCCGUUUGCGCCUGAUGUGCCGUGCCAUCGUGUUGUGGCGACGGGAGGGUCUUUGGGCGGCUUCAAGGGCAGUUGGCCCAAGGACGGAGAGGGAAUUACGAUUACGGAAAAGAAGACGUUGUUGAGGGGAGAGGGGGUCAAGUUGGAUGACAAGGGGAGGGUGCUGGGAACAGUCUGGUCCAGUUUCGAGUAA
Molecule: messenger RNA, 369 nt
Organism: Trichoderma atroviride IMI 206040
Lineage: Eukaryota; Fungi; Ascomycota; Sordariomycetes; Hypocreales; Hypocreaceae
Biological process (GO): DNA repair
Molecular function (GO): methylated-DNA-[protein]-cysteine S-methyltransferase activity
Source: RefSeq, a predicted model, not a curated record